CCAAUAUCAAGAUAAGUCAGUUUAUAUCUGGAGAGUCGUUUAAAAUCGUGACAUAGGAUUUAGUCAGUUACAUUUCUGUUCAAUUCUGUGCCGAGGUUGGGAUCUGAAACUACCUUUCCCCCCUCUUUAAGGGACAUUUUGGAUUAACCUUGUCGAUAAGAGAUUCCAGGUGUCAGUCACAUCAAAGGCUGGGCGUGUUUGAUCAGCGUACGGACUAUAAAAGGAUAAACAUGGCAAGCGGGGACCAUUCUUUCGAUCUUGAGCUGUCAGGUCAGACUGUAGUUGGUAUUGAACCAGAUUUUGUAAAACCCGUCUUCUUGAAUGCAAAGCGCUGUACCGGUGUUGUCGUGACCAGAUCAAAACGCAAAUCAAAAACCAGAAGAAUCAGAAACCUAAUGCGCUCGUCUCUUUGGAGAAAAACAGCCACCAUGAUUCCAGUACCAGGACUUUAUUUCCAAGAUGUUAAACCAAUAUCAAAGUACUCGGGUAGAUCUGUUGCAUCAAGGCACGACAGAGCCUUCCAACAGAUUUUGGCCGCGUUCCUGUUCUUGAUCAGAACAAUGGGAAAUUCUGCCUCAGAAACUCUCCGACUUUGUCGGUUCUUGUUCUCAGUUAUGACACUGUACUUGCUGGCUUGUGGACGCACGUUAUCUUUUAAAAAGAGACACGCUCAUCAUGCUCAUCAUCGAGUUUGCUCGCGGGUUCAUCGCAGAAGUGAAAAAGGAAAAUUAAACAAAAAGGUGCAGCUUUACCGUAAAAUGCCACUGAAAGCUGUUUCAAGAUUAUGGGGGAAAUUCAAUAGCCUUGACCUGCCAAACUGGCUACGUACGCCCGCCUACAGCCUCUACAUAUGGAUGUUCAACUGCAACUUAGAAGAGGCUGCCAUAGAAGAUUUACGUCACUAUCGAAAUCUUGGAGAAUUUUUCCGCAGACAGCUGAAACCUUAUGUUCGAAACAUAGAUUCCACACAUAGCAUUACUAGCCCAGCUGAUGGUCGCGUGUUGCAUUUUGGUCGAGUUCAAGACGGCCGUCUGGAACAAGUAAAAGGUGUGACAUACUGUCUACAGGGUUUCCUUGGACCUCACACUUGGACGGACAGCACUGCAAUCUAUAAUGAAAAUCAUAACAUCGAUUCAGCGGAAAAUACUCAGAUGCUAAUCGACGAAAAAGUCUACGAAUCGUCGCUGAAGAUGCACAAAGAAGGCACCGAUCUCUUCCAUUGUAUUAUUUAUUUGGCGCCCGGUGAUUACCAUCGUUUUCAUUCGCCAACGGAUUGGAAUGUCCAGUAUAGGCGCCAUUUCUUAGGUGAUCUCCUCAGUGUGAACCCUGGUGUGGCCAAAUGGGUACAGGGUCUUUUCAACCUCAACGAGCGAGCUGUCUACUAUGGAACAUGGACACAUGGGUUCUUUUCCAUGGCGGCAGUUGGUGCCACCAACGUCGGAUCAAUCAAGUGCUACUUUGAUGAUGAUUUAGAAACAAACAGUGGCGAGCCAUUGAAAGAAAAUCGACACUACGACAAAACAUUUUGGGCAGACAACAGGAAGGGAAUCGACUUCAGAAAGGGGGAGAUGUUUGGUGAAUUCAAUCUUGGUUCAACUAUUGUUUUAGUCUUCGAGGCGCCGAAAUCUUUUGACUUUAAAAUAAAAAAUGGACAGAAAAUUAAAUUUGGUGAGCCAGUGGGUUGCCACAACAACAAUGCCUGAUGAAAAUGCCCUUGCUGUCUUGACAAGGUUUUAUAACUGCUGAGAAUGUGGGUUCGAUGCUGCCAUAGUGCUACGCAUAGUUUGGAGACUACGAGUCAUGAUGCCUGCUUAUCUCAGAGACAGUAGAACUGUCUGUGACGUCUUCGGGGAAACCAGUGUAGUUUGCUUGUAUACUGGUAAGAUGAGGUCUUCCUGGGAACCGUGUCAGGAACCAGUUAGUGUUGGUGGCUGUUAUCAGUUGUGUUGGCGGCAUCAGGGUGGUACCAGUUAGUGUUGGUGGCAUCAGUUAGUGUUGGUGGCACCAGUUAGUGUUGGUGGCAUCAGGGUGGUACCAGUUAGUGUUGGUGGCAUCAGGGUGGUACCAGUUAGUGUUGGUGGCAUCAGUUAGUGUUGGUGGCAUCAGUUAAUGUUGGUGGCAUCAGUUAGUGUUGGUGGCAUCAGGGUGGCACCAGUUAGUGUUGGUGGCAUCAGGGUGGUAUCAGUUAGUGUUGGUGGCACCAGUUAGUGUUGGUGGCACUAGGGACAUGACGACAACCCCAGGCCACCUGGCUGCGAACAAACAGUAGAAAUAUCAAAUGGGUUAAGUGGAGGAAGAGUACCGGGACUGAGUUAUUGUUAGUGGUUGUUGACAACUUAUUGGUGCUGAUGCAAUUGCUGUUCUGUCCUUUUGUGCACAUAUUGGCAUUUAUGAUUGAAUGCUCCACAAAUAUGACCUUUUGUGAUAAUUUUGGCGGUUUAGUGAGAACAGUCAUGAAAUGAUUGUUUUUUGUAUUCACUGGUUUGUUUGAGAAAUACAUGUAUAUUUCAUUGUGGUUGAAUUUGAUGGGACAGGUAGGCGAUUAACUGGUUAGGAAAUGAAUAUCCGGUUUUUGACUCGGCAGAUCGACUCUGGGCGUGUCAUAAACAGAAAUAUCAAUGAUAUGUUUUGGAAAGAGUUGGUGUGUAUAAGGCGUCAGCUGUUUGUAUACUUGUACAAUAUGGCGUGAUGUUCAAUGGGAAUUAAAUUUCUUCAGAUUUGAUCAAUUCCAUCAGUCUGUAGUGUAUGUGUGUUGGUGAAGUUGAUCGAUCGAAAAAAUUUUCAGAUGUGAGAUUUUUUAGAUUUUGUGUUAACCCAUGCAUUCCAGAAACUUUACCUCAGAUCAUGUGGCAAUUGUGUGAUGUUAGGAUGUGUUUUAUAUGAAGGAUGUGUGCUGAGGAAGGUUUGAUAUAGCUAACCUCAAGGAAGUUUUUGUACUGCAUUCCCAGUGUGGCUUGCUCAACGGGUACAUGGACAGUUGAAGGAAAUAUUAAGUGGAAUUGUCUCCAUUCUAUAAAGAGGGUGUCCUCCUGGCUGCUGUUUCGACUGUUCCUGUAUGUUUCAUUCUGUCAAUUGAAAUGUGUAAAUAUUGUGAAGAAGUGUAUUUAUAAAAGGCUCUGCUGCAACCAAGAAUACCGGGUAUGUAAAAAUAAACCUGACAAUAAUUUCUAUAA
Lineus longissimus is the source of this 3173-nucleotide messenger RNA. RefSeq names its product phosphatidylserine decarboxylase proenzyme, mitochondrial-like. Bases 231 to 1703 code for a protein of 490 amino acids. Lineage: Eukaryota; Metazoa; Nemertea; Pilidiophora; Heteronemertea; Lineidae. The transcript has 5 exons. Gene Ontology annotation, biological process: phosphatidylethanolamine biosynthetic process. Gene Ontology annotation, molecular function: phosphatidylserine decarboxylase activity. Gene Ontology annotation, cellular component: mitochondrion. The record is from RefSeq and is a predicted model, not a curated record.